UUUUUUAGAAGACAUAGGCCAGGCGUGCAAGAGUCUGAGCGUUGUUGUUUUUCAAACAUGGCGGGUGUCCUGAGUAUGUCAAGACGAUUUGCCUUUAGAAUUCCACGCCUUGCAGCUGCAGGCACAAGGCUAAAGAGCUAUCUGGUAGAGAAAGAACGAAUAGGCAAAGUGUUGAUGGUUUCUAUUUGUCGCCCCGAGAAGCGUAAUGCUAUCAAUGUCGAUACUGCAAAGGAACUGUCUGAAAUUUUUCAACAUUUCGAGAUUGAUGAUUCAGUUUCUGUAGCUGUUCUUUGUGGCAAAGGAGGGCAUUUUUGCGCUGGUUACGAUCUUGAGGAGCUAUCGGAUAAAGAAGCAGAGGAAUACUUGAAGCAGAUAGCUCCUCCUGGAGAGGGUGACGGUCCUAUGGGUUGCACAAGGCUAAAGUUAACCAAACCAGUUGUUGGAGCCAUACAGGGGCAUGCUGUUGGUGGUGGCCUGGAGUUGGCAUUGAUGUGUGACUUGAGGGUCGCUGAGGAAAACACUGUUUUUGGUUUCUUCAACAGGAGAUUUGGAGUACCUUUGCUUGAUGGUGGGGCUGUAAGAUUGCCAUAUCUGAUUGGUCUGUCUCAUGCCCUUGACCUCAUCAUCACUGGUCGCCCUGUCAAAGCUGAUGAAGCUUUACACAUUGGGCUGGCCAACAGAGUGGUACCCAAGGGUAAAGCUAUUGAAGAGUGUGUCAAGUUAGCUGAGCAGAUCGCCAAGUACCCACAAGAAUCACUGAAAGCUGAUCGUAAAUCAGCUUUUUACUCUGCUUACAAUGCUGACUCUUUCUAUGAUGCUUUGACAUAUGAGUAUCGCAAGGGUGUCAAACUUCAAACCAUUAAGGACAGCAUUGAGGGUGCCCGGAAGUUCCAGAAAGGGUUUGGAAAGAAGGGUUCCUUUGAUGACUGGUAUGACUAUUAAGGCAAUGUCGUACAAUAGUCAUGUAUAGCAUGAAUCUGAACUAAGUUCUGUUGCCAUCCAUGAUUCAAAGCUCAUUCACUAAUGCCCUUACUACUGAUCUGAAGUGGAAACCAAAAUAAUGAUUUAGUGACAUUAUAACCAACACCUUCUAAAACUGUAUUUGAUAAUAAAUUAGGACCCACAGUUGUGAUCCUUACGAAAGGAAAAAAGCAGGAAAUCAAACGUAAAACUUAAACAAAAAAA
Actinia tenebrosa (Australian red waratah sea anemone) is the source of this 1185-nucleotide messenger RNA. RefSeq lists its product as uncharacterized. Gene Ontology annotation, molecular function: catalytic activity. The record is from RefSeq and is a predicted model, not a curated record. Lineage: Eukaryota; Metazoa; Cnidaria; Anthozoa; Actiniaria; Actiniidae.